Sclerotinia sclerotiorum 1980 UF-70 is the source of this 834-nucleotide messenger RNA. RefSeq lists its product as hypothetical. The coding region runs from base 1 to 834 and encodes 277 amino acids. Lineage: Eukaryota; Fungi; Ascomycota; Leotiomycetes; Helotiales; Sclerotiniaceae. The record is from RefSeq and is a predicted model, not a curated record. The transcript is spliced from 2 exons. Gene Ontology annotation, molecular function: sequence-specific DNA binding; RNA endonuclease activity; RNA binding. Gene Ontology annotation, cellular component: cytoplasm; nucleus.
AUGCAAGAAACACGCCAAUAUCAAAGCGAAAAUAUGCCAGGCAUUAAACGACAACACGAUGGUACUUCCAAGGAGAAAUCCGAGAGGAAGGUAGAGGAGACAGAGGAGAAGUCGGGAGCUUCUUUAAGUCCCUUCAUGCCGAUGUUUGAGGGUUUCAGAGCAGAGUUGGAUGAACAUCAUGAUCGGAGAGAGAGAAUUAUUAAAGCCGGAAGAGAUAUUACGGCGGGAAGUAAGAAAAUAGUGCAAAAACUUCAACAACCUCUUCCACAGAGAAUAGCUAAGGAAACUUCAGAGAAACUCGCUACAAUCCAUGAUCUCUUCACCAGUAUAUCACCUGAUCUCACGGGUGUCAAUUCUUGGCGUUAUCAAAGACAGAUUUCAGGUGGUAUUCAAGAAUACAUGGAAGCUGUAUCAUUUUCUCACUACCUCACCGAACAAACUUUAAUUCCUCUCUCGACUGCCCAGGCUUCUUUACCUGACGCGGUAAAUCUUACGGGUGAUGACUAUGUUCUCGGGAUUUUUGAUCUGGUAGGCGAGAUGAUGAGAUUUGCUAUUACGAGGAUGGCGACGGAUGGGGGAUUGCCGGGGAGAGAAGAGAGAACCAUUCUGGCGGAUUUGAGGGAUAUCAGGAUGAGGUUUGAAGAGAUGGAUACGACGAGGUGUGGGAAUGUGGGGUUGGGGAGGGAUGUGGAGAAGAAGAUGGAGGUUAUGAGGACCUGUGUGGAGAAGGUCGAAACGGCGGUUUAUGGGAUGAUUGUUAGGGGGAGGGAGAGGCCGAAAGGUUGGGUGAUGGAUAUGCCGGAUGAGGGGAGGAGUGCCGUGGAGAGUUAUUAG